Molecule: messenger RNA, 1356 nt
Organism: Candidula unifasciata
Lineage: Eukaryota; Metazoa; Mollusca; Gastropoda; Stylommatophora; Geomitridae
Source: the annotation of a GenBank genome assembly
AUGAUGGCUUACGAAAGACUUCCAGAAGAUGGUUCACCAAGGCAUGGUCAAGAAAAUUCCCCUUUGCUUCGGUCGCCAUCCGCUGCCGGACAGCCUCCAGAUAAACGUUAUGGAGUGUUCUUGAUAUUUGGAUUUCUUGGCCUAGCAUCACUUUUACCAUGGAAUUUUUUCAUUACAGCUAAGAAGUACUUUGACUACAAAUUUCGUAACACGAGUCUUCCUGUUGAUGCUGUUGCUGGAGAUGAGUCUAUAACAACCAUGCAGCAGGAGUUUGAGAGUUACCUGUCCAUUGUCUCAAAUGUGUCUAACCUGCUGUUCAUGAUUGCCACUGUUCUCUUAGUUCAAAGCAUUUCUGUGAAAGUGAGGAUUGUUGUGUCUACAGUGCUGAUUACUGUGAUAUUUAUUGUAACCACAGCCCUAGUUGAGGUAGAUACAGACUCAUGGCAGGAUACAUUCUUCAUUGUUACUCUUGUGAUUGCCACAGUUAUGAGCGGAUUACAGUCUGUUUUAACUGGAUCAGUGCUGGGUCUAUCCACAAUAUUUCCACCCAUGUAUUCACAGUCAGCAAUGAUUGGACAGGCAGCAGGAGGCACAUUCUCCGCUGUGGUGAACAUCCUGACACUGGCUGGUGGGGGAGAUGCUGUCAGUAGUGCUCUAGUAUACUUCCUGAUUGCUGCAGUCAUCAUAGUGCUGUCACUGAUUUCUUAUGUGUGCUUGCAUUUUAUGGAUUUUUCAAGAUUUUAUAUGGUGACUCAGGGAAGCAGUGUACAAGAAAUAAAUGAAGAUAUCUCUUUAAAUCUAAAUGGUGUGAAUAAAGUAGAAUAUUUUGUCUCAAUUAUUAAAAAGGUAUGGAUGUACAGUAUAAGCGUCUGCCUAGUGUUUACAGUGACUCUGUCAGUGUUCCCUGCCAUCUGUUCUCUCAUUAAAUCAAGCAGUGAUGACAGUAAUGCAUGGACAAGAACAUACUUCACUCCAGUGGUGUGUUUUCUGCUGUUUAAUGUUGGGGAUUUCAUUGGAAGGCUGAGCACAUUUAUUGUGAAAUAUCCAGGAAGUCAUAGACCAGCCCUGCUGCUGUUUUUCUGUGUACUGCGUAUUGGAUUUAUUCCGUUACUUAUGCUGUGCAAUGUCCAACCACGACAUUUGACCUUUGUUCUGGACAACGAUGCAUAUCCUAUUGUGCUUAUUACCUUAUUGGGCCUGACCAAUGGUUACCUGGGAACUUUAUGCAUGUCGUUUGGACCAAUUGGUGUACGUGAUGAGCAUCUGGAAGGAGCCGGGAUGAUGUUGGCACUGGCAAUGACUAUAGGAUUAGCUGCAGGCUCAGGCUUGUCUAUGUUGUUUGUCAAAAUUGUCUAG